AUGUGCAGGUCCUACCAACCAAACUCCCUCCACCGCCCUACCAACCAACAUCCUCCACCGCCCUACCAACCAACCUCCCUCCACCGUCCUACUAACCAACAUCCUCCACCGCCCUACCAACCAACCUCCCUCCACCGUCCUACCAACCAACCUCCCUCCACCGUCCUACCAACCAACAUCCUCCACCGCCCUACCAACCAACCUCCCUCCACAGUCCUACCAACCAACAUCCUCCACCGCCCUACCAACCAACCUCCCUCCACCGCCCUACCAACCAACCGCCCUCCACAUUCCUACCAACCAAACUCCCUCCACCGCCCUACCAACCAACCUCCCUCCACCGUCCUACCAACCAACAUCCUCCACCGCCCUACCAACCAACCUCCCUCCACCGUCCUACCAACCAACAUCCUCCACCGCCCUACCAACCAAACUCCCUCCACCGCCCUACCAACCAACCUCCCUCCACCGUCCUACCAACCAACAUCCUCCACCGCCCUACCAACCAACCUCCCUCCACCGUCCUACCAACCAACAUCCUCCACCGCCCUACCAACCAACCUCCCUCCACAGUCCUACCAACCAACCGCCCUCCACAGUCCUACCAACCAAACUCCCUCCACCGCCCUACCAACCAACAUCCUCCACCGCCCUACCAACCAACCUCCCUCCACCGUCCUACCAACCAACAUCCUCCACCGCCCUACCAACCAACCUCCCUCCACCGUCCUACCAACCAACAUCCUCCACUGCCCUACCAACCAAACUCCCUCCACCGCCCUACCAACCAACCUCCCUCCACCGUCCUACCAACCAACAUCCUCCACCGCCCUACCAACCAACCUCCCUCCACCGUCCUACCAACCAACAUCCUCCACCGCCCUACCAACCAACCUCCCUCCACCGUCCUACCAACCAACAUCCUCCACCGCCCUACCAACCAACCUCCCUCCACCGUCCUACCAACCAACAUCCUCCACCGCCCUACCAACCAACCUCCCUCCACCGUCCUACCAACCAACAUCCUCCACCGCCCUACCAACCAACCUCCCUCCACCGUCCUACCAACCAACAUCCUCCACCGCCCUACCAACCAACCUCCCUCCACCGUCCUACCAACCAACAUCCUCCACCGCCCUACCAACCAACCUCCCUCCACCGCCCUACCAACCAACCGCCCUCCACAGUCCUACCAACCAAACUCCCUCCACCGCCCUACCAACCAACCUCCCUCCACAGUCCUACCAACCAAACUCACUCCACCGUCCAACCAACCAACCUCCCUCCACAGUCCUACCAACCAAACUCACUCCACAGUCCUACCAACCAACCUCCCUCCACAGUCCUACCAACCAAACUCACUCCACCGACCAACCAACCAACCUCCCUCCACAGUCCUACCAACCAACAUCCUCCACCGUCCUACCAACCAACAUCCUCCACCGUCCAACCAACCAACAUCCUCCACCGUCCGACCAACCAACAUCCUCCACCGUCCGACAAACCAACAUCCUCCACCGUCCGACCAACCAAACUCACUCCACCGACGAACCAACCAACCUCCCUACCCGGUCCCACCAACCAUCUUCCCUCCACCGUCCUACCAACCAAACUCACUCCACAGUCCUACCAACCAUCUUCCCUCCACCGUCCAACCAACCAAACUCACUCCACAGUCCUACCAACCAUCUUCCCUCCACCGUCCAACCAACCAAACUCACUCCACCGACCAACCAACCAACCUCCCUCCACAGUCCUACCAACCAAUCUCCCUCCACCGACCAACCAACCAUUCUCCCUCCACCGUCCUACCAACCGCCCUCUCUCCACCGUCUUACCAACCAUCUUCCCUCCACCGUCCUACCAACCAACCUCCCUCCACGGACCAACCAGCCACCCCCUAUCGACCAACCAGCCUCCCUCCACCGUCCUACCAACCAUCCUCCCUUCUCCGACCAACCAACUUUCCACCGUCCUACCAACCAACCUCCCUCCACCGUCUUACCAACCAACCUCCCUCCACCGUCCUACCAACCAAUCUCCCUCCACCGUCCUACGAACCAUCCUCCCCCCACCGACCAACCAACAUCCCUCCACCGUCUUACCAACCAUCUUCCCUCCACCGUCCUACCAACCAACCUCCCUCCACGGACCAACCAGCCACCCCCUAUCGACCAACCAGCCUCCCUCCACCGACCAAACAACCUUCCUCCACAGUCCUACCAACAAACCCCCACAGACCAACCAACCUCCCUCCACAAUCCUACCAAACAACGUCCCUCCACCGUCCUACCAACCAACCUCCCUCCACCGUCUUACCAACCAUCUUCCCUCCACCGUCCUACCUACCAACCUCCCUCCACCGUCUUAACAACCAUCUUCCCUCCACCGUCCUACCAACCAACCUCCCUCCACCGUCCUACCAACCAAUCUCCCUCCACCGUUCUACCAACCAUUCUCCCUCCACCGACCAACCAACCUCCCUCCACCGUCUUACCAACCGACCUCCCUCCACCGUCCUACCAACCAACCUCCCUCCACCGUCUUACCAACCAUCUUCCCUCCACCGUCCUACCAACCAACCUCCCUCCACCGUCUUACCAACCAACCUCCCUCCACCGUCCUACCAACCAAUCUCCCUCCACCGUCCUACCAACCAUCCACCCUUCACCGACCAACCAACAUCCCUCCACCGUCCUACCAACCAACAUCCCUCCACCGUCUUACCAACCUCCCUCCACCGUCUUACCAACCAAUCUCCCUCCACCGUCCUACCAACCAUCCUCCCUCCACCGACCAACCAACCACCCCCCACUAACGUUCUACCAACCAUCCUUCCUCCACCGACCAACCAACCAUCCUCCCUGCAGCGUCUUCCCAACCUCCCUCCACCGUCUUACCAACCAAUCUCCCUCCACCGUCCUACCAACCAUCCUCCCUCCACCGACCAACCAACCAUCCUCCCUGCAGCGUCUUCCCAACCUCCCUCCACAGUUCUACCAACCUCCCUCCACCGACCAACCAACCCCGGACACCUGCAGACCAUCUACUUCAGGAAGAAAUUAG
This is a messenger RNA of Haliotis rufescens (red abalone), 3066 nucleotides long. Its product is annotated as proline-rich extensin-like protein EPR1. Bases 1 to 3066 code for a protein of 1021 amino acids. NCBI's taxonomy places the organism in Eukaryota, Metazoa, Mollusca, Gastropoda, Lepetellida, Haliotidae. The record is from RefSeq and is a predicted model, not a curated record. The transcript has 2 exons.